AUGGAUUACAAGGCAGCACUGGUGAACGGAGUUGGUCCGGAUCCGGACUCCGAGAAAGAUUCCAAUUCUCGCUCAGAUGGCGUCACCAGCUAUAUCCGACAAGUCCCAGUCACAGUCCAGCGAAAACCGUUCCUUCAGCCAGAAGACGAUGUGAGGUUGCCGCAUGCUGGAACACCCAGAGCGAAUGUAGCUGCGACGUAUGAGCAGCCGCAAGGCUCGCAAGCAGGCAAUUGGGCAAAGGAGCACCAGAACCAGACUGUUCUUCAGCAGCACUGCGACUACUUUGAUCAAGACAAAGAUGGCAUCAUCUGGCCUCUCGACACAUUCAAAGGCUUCCGCGGCCUAGGCUGGAACCUCCUCCUCAGCCUCCUCGCCACCUUCAUCAUCCACAUCCCCUUUUCCUACCCGACCGUCAACGGCUACCUCCCCGACCCCUUCUUCCGCAUCUACCUCAAGAACAUCCACAAGACGAAGCACGGCAGCGACACGGGAACCUACGACAGCGAGGGCCGUUUCGUGCCCCAAAAGUUCGAGGACAUGUUCUCCAAGUACGCUGAUGACAAGGACUUUGUCACGCUGCGGGACGUGUGGAACCUGCUCAAGGGGCAGAGGGUGGUGGCCGAUCCGUUUGGUUACACGGCGGCGGCGCUUGAGUGGCUUGCGACAUAUAUCCUCCUGUGGCCGGGAGAUGGACGUAUGAAGAAGGAGGAGAUUCGGAAGCUCUACGACGGAAGUAUCUUCUAUGAGAUUGCCAAGGAGAAGAAGCACUCGGGCAAGCGAUAG
Trichoderma reesei QM6a is the source of this 783-nucleotide messenger RNA. RefSeq lists its product as uncharacterized. Gene Ontology annotation, molecular function: monooxygenase activity; calcium ion binding. The record is from RefSeq and is a predicted model, not a curated record. Lineage: Eukaryota; Fungi; Ascomycota; Sordariomycetes; Hypocreales; Hypocreaceae. The transcript is spliced from 5 exons. Bases 1 to 783 code for a protein of 260 amino acids.